Messenger RNA from Scophthalmus maximus (turbot), 1436 nucleotides. RefSeq names its product 60S ribosomal protein L3-like. NCBI's taxonomy places the organism in Eukaryota, Metazoa, Chordata, Actinopteri, Pleuronectiformes, Scophthalmidae. The transcript has 10 exons. The coding region runs from base 151 to 1377 and encodes 408 amino acids. Gene Ontology annotation, cellular component: cytosolic large ribosomal subunit; ribosome. The record is from RefSeq and is a predicted model, not a curated record. Gene Ontology annotation, biological process: translation; ribosomal large subunit assembly. Gene Ontology annotation, molecular function: RNA binding; structural constituent of ribosome.
AGUUUGCCUUGUUUGAAAGCAAAUACGGCUCCUCAACUGGGCCAAGCACCAAAUUAGAGCUCUUACACUCGUGUAUCAUCUUAUGUAUGACUCUUACGUUGGAUCUGGUUCCUCUUCUCUUUCUAUCCCACGACUGGACGGUGUGCAGACAUGUCUCAUCGCAAAUUCCAUGCACCACGCCACGGGCACAUGGGGUUUCUGCCCCACAAGCGAAGCAAGAAGCACAGGGGGAGGGUGCGUACGUGGCCCAAAGAUGACCCCAGCCAACCUGUCCACCUCACGGCCUUCCUGGGAUACAAGGCUGGCAUGACCCACACCCUGAGGGACAUGCAUCGCACUGGCCUGAAGCAAGCAAAGCGAGAAGUGGUGGAGGCGGUCACCAUCAUUGAAACUCCUCCUGUCAUCGUGGUGGGAGUAGUGGGAUACAUUCAGACUCUCCGUGGCUUACGUUCCCUCAAGACCAUCUUUGCCGAGCACCUCAGUGACGAGUGCAAGCGCAGAUUCUACAAAAACUGGUACAAGAGCAAAAAGAAGGCCUUCACUAAGUACAGUAAGAAGUGGCAGGAUGAGACAGGAAAGAAACAGCUGGAUAAGGAUUUUGCUGUGAUGAAGAAAUACUGUUCAGUCAUCAGGGUUAUUGUUCACUCCCAGAUGCGGCUGCUGCCCAUAAAGCAGAAAAAAGCCCACGUCAUGGAGGUGCAGCUGAAUGGGGGUAGCAUCUCAGACAAGGUGGACUGGGCUAAGGAGCGUCUGGAGCAGGCUGUGCCCGUGUCUGCCGUCUUCUACCAGGAUGAGAUGAUUGAUGUCAUCGGCGUCAGCAAGGGUCGCGGCUUCAAAGGUGUGACAAGCCGCUGGCGCACAAAGAAGCUCCCCAGGAAGACUCACAAGGGCCUGAGGAAGGUGGCCUGUAUCGGAGCCUGGCAUCCAGCCCGAGUGAGCUACACCAUCGCUCGUGCUGGUCAGAAGGGAUAUCACCAUCGUACUGAGCUCAACAAGAAGAUCUACCGUGUCGGUAGCGGUGUCCACAUUCAGGAUGGAAAGGUGAUCAGCAACAAUGCCUCCACCAACUACGACACCAGCCAGAAGUCAAUUACCCCAAUGGGAGGCUUCCCCCACUAUGGUGAAGUCAGUAAUGAUUUUCUCAUGGUGAAAGGCUGCGUGGUCGGAGUGAAGAAGCGCGUCCUCACCCUCAGGAAGUCUUUACUUGUGCACACGUCUCGCAAGUCCAGGGAGACCAUUGAGCUCAAGUUCAUUGACACUACUUCCAAAUUCGGUCAUGGCCGCUUCCAGACUGCCCAGGAGAAGAGGGCGUUCAUGGGGCCUCUGAAGAAAGAUGUCCAAAAGACGCUGCCAGAGCCUCUGUCUAAAGAUACUUGAGGCGGGGAAAAAAAAAGUAUAACACAGUCAAACAAUAAUAAAACUGAGUUUCAAAUAUA